Molecule: messenger RNA, 628 nt
Organism: Rosa rugosa (rugosa rose)
Lineage: Eukaryota; Viridiplantae; Streptophyta; Magnoliopsida; Rosales; Rosaceae
Product: alpha-mannosidase I MNS4-like
Exons: 5
Coding region: 230-628 (132 amino acids)
Biological process (GO): carbohydrate metabolic process; mannose trimming involved in glycoprotein ERAD pathway; endoplasmic reticulum mannose trimming
Cellular component (GO): membrane; endoplasmic reticulum
Molecular function (GO): mannosyl-oligosaccharide 1,2-alpha-mannosidase activity; calcium ion binding
Source: RefSeq, a predicted model, not a curated record
AAUUCACGAAUCUGUUCAGUACAUGUCUUUGAAGGAUUUGUGAGUUCUGAAAUCACCGAUCUGAGCUUUUGUUUCUUAAUUUGCUUCCAAGGAUUUGUGUUUCAUCUACCAAGACAUUCUUCAUUGAGCUGGGCAAGUUCGAAGCUUGGUGACCAUGUAACUGGAGCUUUCUGGGCAUUCUUUAUCUCUGAUACUUGGAACCUCUUGCAAUUGCUUUGGACAAGUAGAAAUGGUCACAACAGGCUUAAGGAAAGGGGUUGCUGCUGUUGAAGACAAGUUACAAAAAGGGGCUGCUAUCAUGAAAUUUCCACAGAAUAAGACAGUAUCUGUUUUUGAGACUGCCAUCCGUGUCCUCGGGGGUUUGCUAUCCGCACAUCUUAUAGCAAGUGAUUAUGCUAUGGGCAUGAGAAUUCCAACAUAUGACAACCAGUUGCUGAACUUAGCUAAGGAUCUAGGCCGACAAUUGUUACCUGCAUUCGACACUCCUUCAGGUGUACUGUACUUACUAUAUUACCCCUUGUUGUUUGAUGUACACAAAAGUCUAUGCAAGAUCUUUCAGGCUGAACUCUCAUUAUUUAGCAUUCUUUAUCACUCGCAAAGUUGCAAUGUUUCAGAGGAUUGCUCCUAA